CUUUUCACGCAUGCGCAAAGAGACCCGCCAGCUGGAAGUCAAGAUGGCGGACUAAGCGGGGGUGCUUUUCCGGAGAAGUUUGAUAUUGACCUUCUAACAGCAAACACAGCAACACACACCUCAUACAUUCCUCUUUUCUCAAUCCCACCGAACCCCAGUUGACGUUUGGAGCGACGGAGACUUUUGUGCGGUGAAGACGUGAGAGCACAUGGACGACUACUGCUAUGCUAAGAUGGCGACGUCAUGGCAAAGAGAAAGUGAAAGACAAUCAGCAACUUCCAGCAAAUCACACACGGAGAUGAAGAUGAAAACUGAAGAUGAAGACGCCCUGCAGCUGACUGGUCUUCCAGAAGAUGUUCCCGUUCAGCUGCAAGUGGGGAGCUCCACUUUGAAGCAGGAGGAUCCGCAGCCCCCCCACAUUAAAGAGGAAGAAGAGGAACUCUGGAUCACUCAGGAGGGAGAGUGUCUUCUAGGACGAGAGGAAGCUGAUCUCAGCAAGUUGCCACUGACUGUUGUCUCUGUGAAGACUGAAGAUGAUGAAGAGAAACCACAAGUAGACAACCUCUUAGCUCCACCUUCAGAUAGUGAGGCUGAAGACGAGGUGGAAGUAACUUUGAGCGGCGAUACAGACUGCGAAGGUGAUAUGAGGACUCACACGGACAACAAACAGCCUGAAUACUCUAAAAAGACAGAAGGUACAAAACGUUUUCUCUGCUCAAUUUGCGCUAAAAGCUUUUCUAAAAACAGCAAUUUCUCCGUACACAUGAAAACACACACUGGAGAAAAAAGAUUUCUUUGCACAGUUUGUGGUAAAAAGUUUUUCUAUAAGAGAGUUUUGACUGACCACAUACGGACUCACACUGGAGAAAAACCCUUUAGAUGUCCAUUUUGCGAUAAAAGUUUUUCUCAAAAGAGCAAUUUGACCCAACAUAUCAGAACACACACGGGAGAAAACACAUUUAAUUGUCGCGCGUGUGCUAAAAGCUUCUCGCAAAAGGGCAAUUUGACCGAACACAUGAAAAUACACAGCGGGGAAAAAACAUACAAUUGUUCCGUUUGUGAUAAAAACUUUUCUCAAAAGAGAGUUAUGAUCCAACACAUGAGAACACACUCAAGAGAGAAACCAUUCAAUUGCUCGGUGUGCGACAAAAACUUUGCCCAAAAAAGAGUUUUGAGCCAACACAUGAGAACGCACACGGGGGAGAAACCAUUUAACUGCUCAGUUUGCCACAAAAACUUUGCCCAAAAAAGAGCUGUGAUCCAACACAUGAGAACGCACACGGGAGAAAAACCAUUCAAGUGUUCUGUUUGUGACAAAAGCUUUUCACAGAAAAGCACCUUGAGCAAACACAGCAGAACACACACGGGAUAAAUAAACAUUUUGUCUCGCUCCCGUCUGCAUGCCACACAUCUGUUUUUGUGGAUGCAAAUAGACGUCUGACUUGUCACACAACUUCUCAAUAAAAAUUGCUGCCGACACCUUGAACUGGAGCAUCGACAAUCGGUGAAAAGACAGCCAAUGACGCGGCAGGAAACUGUAUCUAAGCCACAUAUUAUUGGAUUGUUCGUGUUGUGGGGACUUCUAUAGCUUUGGGAGGAGAUCGGACGUUUCGGAUAACUUGGUUGGAUUUGUUUUCUUUUGAGCUAAAGAGAAUAAUCAUGAAGUGAGUUUAGAAUUUGCCUUUAAGGGGUAAAAAAGUACUACACAAAUAAAAUAAUUCCCAAAUUUUACAAGUUUCUAAGAAACGUUAAAACUACGGAAAGUGAGGGUUCUGAACAUAUAUUUGUACUGAAAAUAUUUUAAGGCUGCAUGGUCGAGCGGCCAAAAAGUUAAAUUCCUGCUCUCAUCACUUCAAAUUAAAAUUUAUUCCAGAAUUUCUGAGGCUCGUCUCUGUGCUGUUUGGUGUAAAGCAAGCGGGAUACUUUGUGACAUUUGCGCAGAAAUUGCUUUUUUCUGGUGACUCGACCAUGCAGCCCAUUUUUUCUUCAAGUGCAUCUUGAAACAGCCACACCACAAUUUUUCCGAGUCCUGUAUUUCAACUGAAGUCACGUGUGGAUUUUUCUUUGCAACUCGAACAAUUUUCCUGGCAGUUGUGGCUGAAAUCUUUGCUGGUCUACCUGAACCCCCUUAUUUUCCACUUCCUAAUCAGCGUUUGAACACCGCUGAUUGGCAUUCUCAAUUCCUUGGAUAUCUUUUUAAACCCCUUCCCUGUUUUAUGCGUUCAGUUACCUUUUCUUGCGGAUCCUUUGAAAAAUUGUUUUGCUUUCCCAUGACUCAGAAUCCAGAAACAUCUGUGCAGCACUGGAUGAAAGACACAAUGGUCUGUCAGAAGCCCAGAAACUCACUGACCUUUUGUACACACACACACACACACACACUAAUUACAAACAAACAGGUCACAGGUGAGGAUUGGAACCUUGAUUAGCCAUUCCAAACUUGUUUGUGUCAACUUUAGUGCAUGUUAUCAGAUCAAAGUCACUUUUGUUCAAUUCCAUUUGGGUACUUUCUUUUGUCAUUUUGAUUUAAAAAGAGUAAAGAGUUGUUUGCCAAUAAAUAGCUUCACACAACAACUAAGCAUGAGUGGAAGAACGUUUUUUUUUUUGUGUUAUCAUUCAUAUU
Messenger RNA from Nerophis ophidion (straightnose pipefish), 2620 nucleotides. Its product is annotated as gastrula zinc finger protein XlCGF8.2DB-like. Gene Ontology annotation, biological process: regulation of transcription by RNA polymerase II. The transcript is spliced from 2 exons. The record is from RefSeq and is a predicted model, not a curated record. Lineage: Eukaryota; Metazoa; Chordata; Actinopteri; Syngnathiformes; Syngnathidae. The coding region runs from base 209 to 1372 and encodes 387 amino acids. Gene Ontology annotation, molecular function: DNA-binding transcription factor activity, RNA polymerase II-specific; RNA polymerase II cis-regulatory region sequence-specific DNA binding. Gene Ontology annotation, cellular component: nucleus.